GAUGAUAAUCAUGAUCGGUCCUCGGAGAGUGGAUAUCUGAAUGUGGAUUGUGAAAGCGUGAGGAGCGCUCCCGGUUGCCGCUGAAACAAAAAUAUCUGAUGAUAUCAUUUCCGGUUCCGGUUGCUUCCGUGAUGGCGGCGGUUCAUGGUGAUAGUACUAAAGCUCGGGUUAUUAUUUUAGGAGGUUGCGGUUUUAUUGGAAGGAACCUUGCCGAAUUCCUGGUUUCAAACAAUUUGGCCUCUGAAGUAAGGAUUGUUGAUAAAGUUCCGCCGCAAACAGCAUGGCUGAAUCGAACGCACCAAGAAAUAUUUGACAACCCAAUUAUUAAUUUCAAAAGUGCUAAUUUAAUAAACCCAGCCUCUUGUCAAAAUGCAUUUGCAUCUGAUGAAGGACCAUAUGAUUAUAUUUUCAACUGUGCUUGUGAAACCAAACCUGGGCAAACUGAUCCUGUUUAUAAAGAGGGUAUUUUGAAGUUGAGUUUAAACUGUGCUCGGGAAGCCGCAAAGCAAAAUGUUAAGAGAUUUGUUGAAGUAUCCACUGGUCAUAUGUGCUCAUCAGAUAAGAUGCCCUAUAAAGAAGAUUCCAAAGUUGAACCAUGGACUUUAGUGGCCAAGUGGAAGAACCAGGUGGAAGAAGAAUUAUCUAAAGUUCCAGAGUUGAAAUUUACCAUUGUGCGACCUGGUAUUGUUUAUGGAUUAGGUGAUCGUCAUGGUUUAGCUCCACGACUAGUCAUUGGUGCAGUUUACAAACACCUAGGGGAAAUGAUGAAGCUAUUGUGGUCCAAAGAUUUGAAGAUGAACACUGUACAUGUUACUGAUUUAUGUCGAGCAUUGUGGCACUUAGCUACUCGAGAUGAUACAAUAGGGCAAAUAUACAAUAUAGUGGAUCAAGGUGACUCUACUCAGGGAACCAUUAGUAAUCUUGUAUCUGAUAUCUUCAACAUCAAUCAUGAUUACUGGGGAACCAUGCUUUCCAAUGUUUGCAAAGCUGAUAUGGAAUCUGUUGUUGAUGAAGUGAAUGAUAAGCAUAUGGGCCCUUGGGCUGAAGCCUGUUCCCAAAAUGGAAUAGAAAAUACACCUUUAACUCCAUAUAUUGAUCAAGAGUUAUUGUACAACAAGCAUUUGUAUCUUGAUAAUAGCAAACUUCUGGCUACAGGAUUUACUUUCAGUGUGCCUAAUAUAACCAGGGAGAAGCUAAAAGAGAUAGUGGAUGAUUAUGUUUCUAUGAAAUUAUUUCCUGGAUCUUUGGUAUUGUGAUUUUACCAUGUUGCUGGGAUCUUAAGCCUGUGAUUAAGAGCUGAAAACCAGGAAGAGAUCUGAUGCAGGAAAACAUAACAAUUUAUAACUCAUAAUUGCAUUUGAAAUAUAUUGAAAUUGAACUUGGUUCCUACUCGAUUGGUCUUGUGCUAAAAGCAUUCAUUGGUGCUCUGUACUCUGUGUAUAGUAGAAUACUCUGUGUAUUCUAGCAAUAAUUGACUUGACUUCUGUAGGGCUUAUGUUGAAAACUGGUUCACUUAACAGGGUUUAAUUGUGAGAUUAUCUUUGCAAAUUAGCAUAAUCAUUAAUUAAAGGAGAACAUCAAUGCUCAUAUUGAUGUAUUUUGUUACUUCUGAUGCAGUAUGCAAUUUCAAGAUAUCUGUACAAAAUGGUUAAUGAUCAGGUGUUAGUUGAUAGUGAGCCUUCUAUUGUCAGCAUUGUGUAGUCAUGUAUUGCACUAUUCAUUGUACAGUUCUUCUUUGUGUUAGACAGUUGGGCCUCAGCAGAGGCAGUGUUGCCACACUUUACUGCUUCUGCCACUUUUGCACUGUUUGAUCUUUCACUUGCAAUCUAAGGCAAAUAUUAAUUGUGGUAAAUGAUUUCAGUCUGAUACCUUUUUGGUACUGAUUACUGUCUGGUUACAUGUAAUUAUGUGAAAUUUUGAAAUGGGAUGUCUUGAAUGUCUGGCAAAAACUGAACGGGAACAAAGCUCUAUCCCCUUAAUUUUUUCAAUCUGAAUUUGUGGAAACAAGGGGAGAUUACUUCACUAGAAAAGCUGCUUCUAUUGCUUGUCACUAGGAACUGUCGGCAUUGUCACGUGUCUCUCAAUUGUCAGCACAAAGACGUUUAGUACAACUUAUAGUUUUUAAUGUCUCCAAGGUCUUCAGAUGCAUAUUUAAGAAAUAACUAUUAUAAUUGAAAGACUGUUAAAUAACUAUAGUGUUUCUUUUUUCCAAUGGUUAAUAUAUAAUGAUAAUGAAUUCAUUGAUGACAUAAAAGUAUCCAUUUACUUACUAAGUGAUAUAAAUUGAUUGGGGUUAACAUCCACAAACAUCAGUGCUGUUCUCGUUUGUUUUGUAUUUUAGCAGAUACAACCAGCAAGUUUAGUCACAAAUAUUUUUUUAGAAUCAAUAGGCAGUGAUAAAUUUGCUGCUCUCUUUGUUUUGCGGGGAUAUUCUUAUUUCCUUGUGUUACUUUGUUGAUAGUAUUAGCAACUUGCUCUUACACGAUCUAAUUGAAGGAUAUUGCAAUAUGCUGUAUCAUCAAUCUUCCUUACCUAUUUAUGGAAAUGAAUUACUAAAUCAACUCAAAUUCGAUUCUUGUUGUGCACUAAUAAUUGCAAUCUCAGAGCAUUUAUUGAAUUACAGGCAUAAAUCUUGAUUUCAAAAAAGAAUGUUUGUGAAUCAGUCAGUCGUGAAACCAGGGCGAUUUCUUGAUGAAAUAAUUUUCAUGCUCUAUAAUACUGUUUCUUAAAUAUAUUUAUAUUUGCAAUUACAUGUUGAAGUAAUCACAGGGGCGAUUGUGUGUCAACAUGUGUACUUGUAACAUAGUACUGUGACAUUACUAACUUCUUUGGAGGUUGUUCGAAGUUACACCUCAGUUCUGACUCCAUUUAAGUUAUUUUUAAUCUCAUUUGAGAUAUCCAUUUAGAAAUGUGAUAAGCGAGUACCAGAAACUCUGGCAUUGAUAUAAAUUUUAUUUGUUGAAAAUUUCUGAGUCUGGUAAAUGAUGCAACAGGGGCAUGAAAGUACUACUUUUAAAAAGUGAGUUGAUGUUUUAAUUUUUCCGAAUAUGCAUUUAAAAAAAUGUAAUUAAUAGUUAUGGCCCAAUUUCUGUAAUAUGUUAUGCAGCAAUUUUCAUUUCAUUCCGCACUUGCUUAUAUGAUUUUGUGUUUAUGAAUAUAAUUUUAAUAUUCCUUUGUAUGUUAAAUGUUGUAUGAAGAUUAUCAAUUUUAUAUCAAAUACAUUAAUUUUUUUCUGUAAUUGGAAAGUAAUUCUCAAAAUUACAAAAUUUUAAUGUGUUGAUGAUAUCAUUAAAAUGAGCACACUUUAAACACAUUUAUUCAGACUUGAUGUAAAUUGACAUCAAUUUGUGAAAAUUAGUUGUACUGCAAACUAACUUCAAUAUUGUUUUAUAAUAAAACUAAAGUCAUAUUCUGAAGCAAAUUCCGUGCCUCUGUUGGCGCAUUAUGCAUUAUCUCUGUAAUACUCUUACAUAUUCUGAUAAUAUUUUCUUCUUUAUUUUUGAGUUUUUGUAUUUUGGUCUUAUUUGUGGGAUUUCUGUUUGAAAUUGCAAGCUCAAUUAAUUAGAGACUUCAUUUUGAAUGAAUUAGAACCACUUUAUAUUCUACAUUUACUAGUUUAGAAAAGAUUCAAAGGUCUGUUAUCCUUGCAUCUACUCCCUAAAGUUAGUUAUAAAACCUGCUCCAUGUAUUUUCAUAUACAUUAUCAGUACAAUACCCAGAAUUUCCAAAAGAUUGUUUAAAGUGUGCUUUUUAAUGUUGCAGGGUUUGACUUUUUUCUAUAGUAUGCAGCAUGUAAUACAAGCACGACCAUUUUCAGUCGUACAGCAAACUGGCUGUUUUCUUGAAAACUUAUAACAUUAACAUCUAGAAUUUGAAGUAUAAAAUUGAGCAGGUUAACAUGUUCAAAUAUAAAUAGUAUAUUGAGACUAAAGAAAACUUGUUUCAUAUGAGGGUCCAUGUGGAAAUUACUUCAAUAGGACUUUACACUAUAUGAAUUGCCUCUGGAAAGGUUAUCACUUACUCAUAUGAUAAAAAUAAAGGCAUUUACAGGUAAUUUGGAAAUAAAUAAGUAAUAGAGCUGAUAUGAAAAUUGCAAUGGGAAGAUACUCUGGGUGAUAGAUGUAGUGUACAGGGUUUUAUUAAAUAUUAAGUGUUCCUUACCUCUUUCAUUUCACUAGUGAAACAAUUCUAGACGUGCAUUUAGAAGUCAUUCAUAUCUCCUAAUGCUUCAUAAUGGCCUAAAAUAUAUUUCUCCUAUUUAUGUAAAACAUGAAUUAUUGUUCAGUUAAAGAUUCCAGUUUGAUUUUUGUAGCAUAUUUAUACAGUUAUCGAGCCUUGUUACUAUUGUUUUUCUAAAACUAUCAUUCCACUCAACAUUUGUUCCAGUGGUACGUGGAGAAUACCUCAAUUUGUUUUGUGCAUGUGCAGAUUAUGAAUUCAUAUUCUAGAGGUAUUCUUCAAAAUUCUUCUUUCCCUUUGAGGGUUCUUCGUAGCUGUAUUCAAUAGAUCAUGUUACAUUUUCUAAAUUUUAACUUAAAUGAAAAGUUAAUCAAAUUUCCUCUAGGUAUUUCUUUUCAAUGUUGUUUCCUGCAAGUUUAGGGAGAAACUACAUAUAAUAGAACUGUUUUAUACUACGGCCUAAUUUUCCUUUUAAUUUUUUCUGUCAUAAUCAUCCUGAAUUGUGAUAAAUAGAGGAUUAUUUUUUGCUUCUAAAUAUUAUAACUUUCAUAUCAAUUUAUAGAUUCGUUGUGUUAAUUUAGAGAAUUGUUUAGCUGUAGGAUAUUUUAAUAUUUACAUUUUGUGUAUUCGAUUUCUAGUGAAAUUAAUGUCUGUUGAUUGCAUAGAGUGAAUAGUUGAGAAUACACAUUAAUGUAUGUGUAUUUUCAUAUAUUCAAGUGUCACAAGCAUUUCUUUGCUUUUAUUUUUGCUAUACUUCUGAUAAUGAUCUCAGGGGAAUGAUCAUUUUACUAAAAUUUCAAGACCUUUUUCUUCUAUACUAUUACUGGAAAUUUAAUUUCCUUUUCCAAUUUUUACACUAAAGUCUUAAGAUUUUCUUUUGAUAAGUAUCUAGAGAAUCUUCAUUCCAUGAAUCAUUCUUCAGCUGUACAUGAUGUUCAGAAAAGAUGACAAGAUUCCAGGAAUUAAGUGUUCUUUUGGAACUCUGGUUCAGCUACAUAUUUCUUAAGUUGCCUUCAGUUGCAUUUAGAAAUGUUCUGAUUACUUUAGCAAGCAAGGUAAACUUUUCAAAUGUUUUGUGUAAAUUGAAUGUACUGAAAUGUCUAAAAAUUCAUACUGAUUUUUGUAGUUCUGUUGAUAAUUGACAGUAAUUCACAAUAAAUUUUAAAGCUCUAAAAGUAUUCUGAAAUUAUAACCAAUCAUUGUUUUAUGGAGAUUUUAGUUUCACUCAACUAUUAAAAUUGCAUUCAUAUUGAAUAAAGUAUUUUUUGUUUAUUCAAGCAUGUAAAGCCUGUUGAUUAGAAAAUUAUAUUUCUUCAGAUGAAUUUUGUAGUAGCUAGAAUGCAUAUAAAAAUUCAUGAAAUAUUGCAAUUAUCAUGAGAUUCAAUUGGAAAUUUCUGUCUAAGCAGAUCCAAUGUUCUUCUCGUAAGACUGAACGUGAAAUGUGCCUUAUCUGGUCAAUAUGCUGCAAGUGAAUUUAAUGACUAGCUUGGCACUCCUAGGUAUGAUGAUGACGAUAAUAAUAAUAAAUGUGAACUUGAUUAAUUGUUCUGCUUUUUAAACCUGAACUGCGAUGUGCAAAACCAUUUUUGUGAGGGCGUUUGAUAUACAUUUUGUAAGUGUUCUCUGUACAGCUGACAAUGUAAAUGCAUGAUUGUAAUGUAUCACUCACUGCCAUACUAUGUAAGUAAAUUUGGUUGUGAGAGGUAUUGUUGUUAAUUCUGUAGACUUAUCAAAUGAUGCCACUUUGUGCAUAAUUGUUAUAAAAAUGUACUUUGUGUAAAAUGUGGAAAUACGAAACAAUUCAAAUUACAUGUAAGCAAAAAUCUUACAAAAGUUUUGUGCUUUUGUAUGGUGGUGUGUUGAUUGACGUAUGCAGAAAUUUUGAUAAUAAAUGUGCCACCAACCUGAUUGUAGGAUAAGUGGAAUAGCAGUUCAUGUAGAAUAUAGAAUGUCUGAAUGAAAUACUGUUUGUGUAUUCUAUUAAGAUCUCAACUUUGCACUGAUUAUAUUUGUCUAAUGAGAAUUAAGUUUCAAGUUCUGUAGACAAAAUUUAUUGACCUUGUCAUGUUAUUUCAUGUGUAUAAUAAUGAUGUUAAUGUAGUGUAAUUUAUACUCAGUAUAUGCAGAAAAAAUGAUUAAUUAUCACAGAUCAUUUCUUGUUUGCAAAGGAGUAAUGUUGGAUGUUGUUUCAGACAUUUAACAUAAAUAAAACAUGUUCAUUCUCAAGAGCUUUAGUUUGCUGUCAAAAUGAAAAUGGACAGUUGUGAUAAUAAGUGUAAUAAAGCUAAACCUCAUGUACUUAAUGGUCUAGUCGUUUGGAUUGACUGAGAUAAUCAUCUAUGAAAUGUCUGUGAUUGUAUUUCUGUUGGAUACAAUUUUUAUUUACAUAACAUUCCAAAUGUGACUGCAUUCCAAGAUUCAAACAUUCCAGAUUGUUCAAUGUAAUUGUAAUUUGUAAAUCCAACAUAUUGUAAUUUGGAAAACACUGUAGCACUGUUACUUUUAUAUAAAUUCUUGUUCAUUGCAUGUCUUUUUUAUUUCCAUAUAUCGUAAGUAUGAAGUAUGACUGCUAGAAAACUUCUUUAUGAUGGAUAAAGGGUAUUAAAGUAUGUUUGAUAUUUAAUGAUUUUCUAAAACUGGCAUUGUACUUCUUGUGACAUUUCAGAAUAGAGGAUGAAGCAAGAGUAGACAUUGUCUUUUCUUAACACUUUCGGCUAAUUAUAACAUUUUGUCGGAAAAUCCAUUAAAAAACAAAUAUGCAUGUUAAAUUCAGUUGUAAACUUACACAAUGUCAUAAUAUAUGACCAUCAACUGCAUUGUAUUCUUAUAAAAGUAGAUGCUUUGGUAUUUUGUUAAAUGAAAUAUUUAUGCAAAGGGUCAAGAGCUCUACCAAAUUUGAGUUAAAUAAGGAUAUUCUGGAAGGAGAUUAGAAUAAAAUUUUGCAACAAUUUGCGUCCAUAUGCCAAUCAUAUUCUCACUAUUACAGAUGCUAAUGCAGAAAUGAAAUUCUUAAGAAAAAAUAUUCCAUUAGAGAGGACAAAUCUUGAAAAUAAAUCAUGGCACUGCUGGGCCUAAAAACUUGAGUGUACUUUAAAACAAAGUACCCACGAUUGGCCACAAAAUUACUUGCAUUUGAAUGUAGAGAAUAUCCUAAUGACUAUUUCGAUUGUCUGCCUGGAUUGUAAGUAACUAAUGUUAAGCAAAAAUAUAUUCUAAUUCAACCAAUCCUAAUGAGUAGAAUCUAUUAGGUCUUGCCCCAUCCAUUUCUCACCUGCCAUCUAUUGGUGCCUUAAAGAUAUAUUUUUCACGUUACAAAAUCUUUCAGAUCUCUUAUAGUAGAAUUAAAUUAUUACUCAUUUUAGAGAAGGCUAAAAUG
Molecule: messenger RNA, 7555 nt
Organism: Gryllus bimaculatus (two-spotted cricket)
Lineage: Eukaryota; Metazoa; Arthropoda; Insecta; Orthoptera; Gryllidae
Source: the annotation of a GenBank genome assembly